UGCAUGUUCAAAUAAUUUCGUUUUCAUAAUUAUUGCAUGCAAUCUCAAAUGCUUAAUUUUCUUGCAGAAGUAACAAGACUUUCUCUCUCAACUUUUCCAGAAAAAAUAUGAGUGAAAGAAACUGAAGUUUCACCAAGUUUUAAGAAAGUAUAAUCAUGCCCUUCAUAGGGUAUUCGAAGGCGGACAAUGAUCCGAAAAAGCAGGGGAUGUACAACUAUGCUUGGAAGUCUAACUCUGGAUUUACCAAAUCAAACAUUUUAAACCAAAACUUGGUUGCUUCAAGACCGAAAAAGCGCAAAAGUUCAAUUUUUCUACAGUCACCAUGGCACAAAGUAUAUCUGCAAGGUUCAGAAUUAUGUCACAGCAUCAGUAUUUCAGAAAAAGAGUGGAGCCUUGCGACAAAUAUGCUAUGUGAGAAGGUACCAAUACUCUUAUAUAUCUUAUCUUUAAAUAAACAGAUAUUUGACUUUGUUAUUGGUACCGUCGUCGAUGAUAAGGUCGGUCCAUAUGAGGCGAAAUCUCCUUCAGAGAGGAGGCUUGUUUUAUCCACACAUCUUAUGCAACAGCUUCUCCAACCAGCACCAGCGUUUGUUUUCUUGGGCGAAAACGCAGCUCUCAACUACGAAAUCGUGCUUUACUUUAUGUCAAGAUUGACCCUCGCUGAUUCAUGUUCUCUCAAAUGUCGAUCGGAUUUGGAGAAGAGCAGAAAACAUGUUUUGUCCAGUCGUCAAACUUCGAAGACAGCUAGUGAUCAACAGUUUUCUUCACUCGUUAAUGCUUCCAUGGAGAAAAUACAUAAGCUUGAAAGUGACUUCAAGAGCUUGGAGAGGACUACAUCGAUAUUAGACAUCAUCUUCGAAAUCCAAGAUCUCGAAAGAUUCUCUGUGAUAAACCAUCUCGGCAAGUUUCAUAACCGCGCAAAGACCAUUACAAGACCUAUUCCGCAGAGAUACGUUGUUGGGAUACAAAUGCCAACGAACCUGCCCGAGCCACUACAUUGUCUUCCACUGUGAUCAUCAGAUUUUUGGGGGAAGAAAAUGAUGUGUAUAUCCAUCAGAGAUUCUUAAGGGAAUCAGAAAAAUAAUCUUUAGUAUAUAGUUUUGACUACUUAUAUAUGUAAUGUACUCUAUCAUCUGUAAAUUAGACUAAUGUUAUGUAACUCUUUGAUAUAUAUA
Messenger RNA from Arabidopsis lyrata subsp. lyrata, 1175 nucleotides. RefSeq lists its product as uncharacterized. Lineage: Eukaryota; Viridiplantae; Streptophyta; Magnoliopsida; Brassicales; Brassicaceae. The transcript has 5 exons. Bases 156 to 1013 code for a protein of 285 amino acids. The record is from RefSeq and is a predicted model, not a curated record.